Molecule: messenger RNA, 1044 nt
Organism: Mytilinidion resinicola
Lineage: Eukaryota; Fungi; Ascomycota; Dothideomycetes; Mytilinidiales; Mytilinidiaceae
Product: voltage-gated potassium channel subunit beta-2
Exons: 3
Coding region: 1-1044 (347 amino acids)
Source: RefSeq, a predicted model, not a curated record
AUGGCAUCCAUGCCAACAGACCUCCCCAAAAUGCAGUACCGGUUCCUCGGACGCUCCGGACUGCAGGUCUCUGCCAUUUCACUUGGAGGAUGGCUUACGUAUGGUGGACAUGUGGAUGAAGAUGGUACCUAUGCAUGCCUAAGAGCAGCAUAUGAUGCCGGAAUCAACUUCUUCGACUGUGCAGAAGGCUAUCAGGAUGGUGAGAGCGAGAGGGUGAUGGGAAGGGCGAUCAAGAAGUUUGGGUGGAAGCGGAAUGAUGUUGUUGUUUCAACUAAAAUUUAUUGGGGCGCCGCCCACGGCACCAACCCCGUCAACAACACCGGUCUCUCCCGCAAACACAUCCUCGAAGGCCUCGCCUCCUCUCUCACCCGCCUCCAGCUCCCCUACGUGGACCUCGUCUACGCCCACCGCCCAGAUCGCCACACCCCAAUCGAAGAAACGGUCCGCGCCUUCAACCACCUCAUCAACACCGGCCAGGCCCUCUACUGGGGCACCUCCGAAUGGCGCGCCGACGAAAUCGCCCGCGCGCACGGCGUCGCAGAGCGCUUGGGGCUCAUUGCGCCGCUGAUGGAGCAACCGCAAUAUAACAUGCUUGUACGGGACCGGGUUGAGAGCGAGUACGCGCUUUUGGUCAAGGAAUACGGGAUGGGGAUCACGAGCUUUAGUCCGUUGAAGGCGGGUGUGUUGACGGGGAAGUAUUUGGAUGGGAUUCCGGCGGAUAGUCGGCUCGGGGCUAGUAAAGAUAAGUGGGUUAAGGGGGUGCGAGAGGGGGAGGGGAACGAGAAAUGGGUGAAGGAGAUGGAGGUCGUAAAAAAGCUGGGCCCGGUGGCGGAGAGGCUGGGGACAGAUCGGGCGGGGUUGGCGCUGGCGUGGGUGCUGAAGAAUGAGGCUAUUUCGAGCGCGAUUACCGGGGCGUCGAGGCCGGAGCAGGUUUGGCGGAGUGUGAGGGCGUUGGAGGCAGUGGAGAAGCUGACGAUGGAGGUGGUGGAGGAGAUUGAGGGGAUUUUGGGGAAUAAGCCAGAUGAGAUUGUGAUGAGGUUCUGA